GGUUGGUACAACGUAAGCAUAGGUUGUUUCUUUUCAAAACAACGAACCAUGGCUGAUCCCGUAGGCACUGUCCAAGACCCAAUAGGGUAUAAUGAUGCCUCCGUUUUGAAACGCCCGAUCAUAGGUGGAUUGCUCAUGCCGAUCCCAGCUGGAGUUUCGAGUCCUGCGGAGCAUUCAUUCAUUGUUCGAGGCAAUAAUGAUCAACUAUUCUCGAAACCGUCCAAAGCUCCUCCCACCGCUACGGGAGGGUUUAAUAUCCAUGAGUGCACUGUCAUUAAAUCCUGUGGCUACGAGCCAUCACCUCCUCAGCGGCGUGUUGCGUUCCAAACGCCACGUCAGCCACAGUUCAUGGGCACAAAUCUCUCAUUGAAUAAAUCAAUCUGGUCCUAUGAUGUCCAAGAAAUCACCCUCAGCACUCCUGAGAAGGCCUUGUUCAGGCCAGAAACGCACUUCGUCAAGGUUGGCACCUCGGACAAAGGUGUGUUUGAACUCCACAGUGGAAUGAGAGCGGGAGUACUGCUUGCCGUUAGCCAUCGUUCCUCUGACCAAGGAUAUGAACUCGUCAUGAUGCCAAGCGUCAACGCCAAAGCGGAGGGACUCACUACCACAUUCAGCUGGGAAACGGUAUCUGGUGAAUAGAAAAUCAUGAUGUCAUUCUCUAGAAUAUGGGUACAUGCAUGUCCGCGCUUUUUAUAAGCGCUUGGAGGAUAAAAGCAGUUUCCCAAUCAUAAUGAUAAGAGAACGCACCACAGUGUAUAUUAUAACUCGGUUUUAAUCUAGUUGAUGCGUUCACCCCACUGCUGAUUUUAGUGACGGGCUACAUGUAAACUGUGUACAUCACGGUUACUAUAACUACUUCUUACAGUUUUUCAAAGCUCAUGGCCUGAUUACAAAAAUUAUUUUUUCCCCAGUACGGUAUAUCCUAAACUUUCACUGCAUUGCUAAACUACAGCACUGUCAUGGAAAAGAAGAAUGCCUGUCAUGUGACGACUGCGAGGUGCGGUGUGGUGAGUGAGUGGCCGGAGUGACCGACCCCCCUUCCCACCCCCUCCCCGCCCCCCCCCCCCGAGCAUCUCGUGUUGCUACGUAUUAUGCCCUGCUGUCUGCCGACAUCACACCUGGCUAUUAACAAUACUUGCGUACUUCAUUAUUUUUUACUAUCACGUCUUUAUCAUAAGUUUAGUUUUUCACAGUGAUUGUCACUGGCUUCUUUUGCUUUGCCCUCAUCAUCAUGCUUCAAGCGCUCCCAUUAUGCUAACCCCUUUCGGUACAAAGGAUGAUUUUCAAUAUCUUACCUAUACUACAA
Molecule: messenger RNA, 1306 nt
Organism: Sycon ciliatum
Lineage: Eukaryota; Metazoa; Porifera; Calcarea; Leucosolenida; Sycettidae
Exons: 3
Coding region: 49-639 (196 amino acids)
Source: RefSeq, a predicted model, not a curated record